Molecule: messenger RNA, 783 nt
Organism: Mesocestoides corti
Lineage: Eukaryota; Metazoa; Platyhelminthes; Cestoda; Cyclophyllidea; Mesocestoididae
Source: the annotation of a GenBank genome assembly
AUGAGGGUGUUUUCUGACGUCGUUCAAACUCCUCGAAAUAGCAACAUUUUGGAAGGUGACGUCGAGAUAGACACAGUGGAAGACUUGACGUUGACUGGUGUGGAAAAGACCGAACGCAAUAUACCCACACCGAUGAGUUCGCGUUUCAGUCACUGCUGCGAGCGCUGCACUCCACGCAAUCACCAAGGCAACCAGCACCACCGGGAAUCCACGUCACCGUCGGAAGAUUGGUUCCACAAUGACCUCGCCUCGCUCACGCUCGACUCGACUCCUGAGAGCGAGGAUGACCUUGAAUUGCCCUUCCUAGAUGAACCAGACGAUGCCGGAGAAAUUGCGGUGCUCACACCAGAAACGAACCAGGAUGAUGCGCUGACCUUGCCAGAACUCCUCUCGGCCACACCGGAGACAUCAAUUCGUCCACCCGACGACCCCUUUUCACCGUCCACUCCUUCCACCAUCACUACCACCACCUUCAAGAGAGUUCCCCCUCUCGGUAGACUUCGCCCGCUUAAACUUCGAACUGCCAUGAAAGGCAGCCUGUUGGGAAGACUCAGAGGACAGAAACUUGGCGCCAGUGACGAACAGAAGGCGCCAGUGGCGUUGAAUGCAUCAGGCACACCGCGCUUGACCCGACCCAAGCCCUCUGGAGACGCGGGAACUCGUGUGGCCCCCUCCACAACCGUUCUUCGACCCCUCAAGCGGUCCAAUUUGCUCGUUUCACGUUCUAAUUUAGACAAAGUAACCGGCGCAGCCAAUCUGAAGCCCCCGAAAACGCAGCUGUGA